Molecule: messenger RNA, 2764 nt
Organism: Onychostoma macrolepis
Lineage: Eukaryota; Metazoa; Chordata; Actinopteri; Cypriniformes; Cyprinidae
Gene: wash1
Product: WAS protein family homolog 1
Exons: 11
Coding region: 109-1554 (481 amino acids)
Biological process (GO): Arp2/3 complex-mediated actin nucleation; retrograde transport, endosome to Golgi; exocytosis
Cellular component (GO): recycling endosome; early endosome; WASH complex
Molecular function (GO): alpha-tubulin binding; gamma-tubulin binding
Source: RefSeq, a predicted model, not a curated record
GUUUUACGCGCUGACGUCAGGCGUCACGUGAUCUGAGAGUGCGGAAGUUUUGAUCCUGAAAGACUGAGCGCCUUUAAGCAGCCGAACGUUUGCGCUUUUGGCAUAUAAAUGGUCAGGAUGACUCAGAAACGUUACCUGGAGGGACAGGUGUACUCUGUACCGCUCAUCCAGCCGGAUCUGAGGAGAGAAGAGGCUGUGCAUCAGAUCACUGAUGCAUUACAGUACCUGGAAACGAUAUCAACAGACAUCUUUACUAGGGUGUCUCAGAGUGUGGAGAAGAACCGUGCACACCUUCAGUCCGUCACAGACCGGAUCAAACUGGCUCAGGCCAGAGUCCAGAAGAUCAAAGGAAGCAAGAAAGCCACAAAGGUGUUCUCCAGUGCCAAAUACCCCGCUCCAGAAAAACUGCAGGAAUAUUCGUCCAUCUUUACAGGUGCAGUAGAUCCUGCCUCUCAAAAGCGGCCUCGCUUUAAAGUUCAGAGCAAACUCCGCCCUCUGGAUGACAAGGCCCUCCAGGAGAAAUUGAUGUAUUUGUCAGUAUGUGUAAACACUAAGAAGCGCUCAGAAGAUGAGACAGAGGAGGGUUUGGGAAGUCUGCCGAGAAAUGUCAACUCAGUCAGCUCCUUAUUGCUGUUCAACACAACAGAGAACCUCUAUAAGAAAUAUGUGUUUCUUGACCCUCUGGCGGGCGCCGUGACUAAAACACACACCACGUUAGAGACGGAAAAGGAAGAUAAACCAUUUGACGCGCCACUGUCGAUCACCAAGAGAGAGCAGCUAGAGAGACAGACCGCAGAGAAUUAUUUCUAUGUGCCAGACCUGGGGAAAGUGCCUGAGAUCGAUGUGCCGUCUUACCUGCCUGACUUACCUGGCAUCGCUGAUGACCUAAUGUACAGCGCUGACCUCGGCCCAGGGUUCGCACCAUCUGUUCCUGCCAGCAACAGCAUCCCUGAACUUCCUUCAUUUGGCACGGAGCAUGACGAAUCUAGUGGAUCUGACUCUCAUUUUAGGCUUGAGGCUCCGCCCCCUCCACCUCCUCCACCCCCUCCUCCACCAGAGCCAACUCGGGUAUCAGUCCCGCCCCCUGGAACAUCCCCAGCUCCGCCCCCUCCACCCCCACCUCCACCUAUCACAGCAGACAGAACUGAUGCCAUGUCAAGUCAAGCCCCUCCCACAGGUAUAGUGAAAGGAGCCCCUACUGAGGUGGUAGAGCCGUCGGACGGCCGAGCCAGUCUGCUGGAGUCAAUCCGAAACGCCGGCGGCAUCGGCAAAGCAAACCUCCGCAAUGUAAAAGAGCGCAAGAUGGAGAAGAAAAAACAGAAAGAGCAAGAGCAAGUUGGGGCAGCGGUGAGCGGUGGAGACCUGAUGUCUGACCUCUUCAAUAAAUUGGCCAUGCGCAGGAAAGGUAUCUCUGGUAAGGGCCCGGUGGGCGGAGACUCAUCUGAAGCACCUGCCAGCUCCGGCGGCGCGUUCGCCAGGAUGUCAGAUGUGAUCCCGCCCCUUCCAGCGCCACAGCAACCCACUGUAGACGAUGAAGAGGACUGGGAGGCGUAACCAUGGCGACCCAGAGUUGAGUGCGCAACUCAAGAUUGGAGAGCUGAAAUCCUCAUAGACAGGGUCUGGAGAUAUUGUCUCUCCAAGGAGAGCUGUGGAGUGUUGAGUGAGACGUUUGGUCUCGUUUUGUAACCUGAAGGUCGGUGAAUUAACACAAGUGUAAGAUGAUGUGUUCUAUAUGUCAUUAAAACCCUUAUAGUCUGAAAGAUUUUUUUUAUUAAAGUCAACAUGACAUCAAAAUUCACUAUUUACAUUCUUCAUUCAUAUUUUGGUCAUCUGUGCUUGAUUCAUCAGUGCAGAUCAUUUAAAAAUUUUGAAAAUGUAAACUUUCUAGCAAAUUUAAUCACUUUAAUAUUUUUAUAAUAUUAAAUACAAUGAUACUAUUAUACUGUAAAAUAAAAAACAAAUAUAUAAGUAUAAUUUACAGAACAGAAAAUUUCAUUUCUAUAUAAUACUUAAUUUCUUGACUUUCAAAUGUUAAACUAUAGAGCUUCAAUUUCUUCAAGCAUUUAAAAAAUAAAAAAACCCAUUACAAAAUACAAAAAUCCAUAUAAUAUGGAAAAAUCCUGUCUGAUACAUAAUAUGCAUAGACUUCCUGGAUGAGCUACAGUAUGCAGCAGGGCACAUGGUAUCCCAUAAUGCAAUGUGCUUGACUGUACCUUCCAUUUCCAUUAUGAUGAAUGAACUGGAAGUCAUACCAACUGCCAUUUCAUAUCAUCAUUUUGAAUUAAUAUUUAACAGACUAGCAAAUGUAAAAAAAUUGGAUUGAAAAAGUCAAAUUGACUGUUUCUGAUCAUUUGUGCAUGAUUUAUCAAAAAUUUCAAAAUGCUUCUUUGUAAUCUUUACAAAAUCAAAAUUUAGUAACUUACUCCAUUUUUUAAAUGACUUUCCUUUUCAUCUGAUGCCAUCUCAUCCACACAAGCACUUGGUAAAUAUUAAUGUUACCCACUUUAACUCGUAAAUCUCACAUUAUUGUUGUCUUAUGUUGACUUUAAUAAUUAAUUGCACUUUUUGAUGAACAUUUUUCACUACUCGUGCACAUUCAAAAUAAUGUGACUUCAUGAAGUUGAUGGUGAAAUAACUAUUGUUCCUUGAGGAAGGAAAGAAUGUAAAAAGCAGGUUGUAUUUUUUGAUAUUUUGUUUUACAUGCUCAAAAACAUCUCUGGUAUUAGUAUCUUUAGCACAGGAAAUAAACUCUAAUCUACUAUGA